UACAUCAUUCUGAGGUUCUCCCGUGAUUACGUCGGUUGUUUCGCUAUUUUGUCAAUUAUCGAAUUACGGUCAAAAUUCAUUUUAAGUUUAAUAUGAUAAAUCAAACGUCGUGAAGUCAACUAUGCUUGAAAUAUGCAGUCGGAAAAGUGUUUACCCCCGCCAGUCUCCAUCGACCACAGGCAACUUCUGUACGAGCUGAAAAAAUCGGUCGAUUUGUGGUUCCUCAGUCGCCGUGACUGUCUAGACGAAAGCAUGGACGAUGGGGAGAGAUUCUUUCAAGUGCUACUAUCGAUAAAGAACAUUCUCACGGAUGGAUUGUACAAAAAGUCCGAUGUAGAGGGCGAGACGACCACUUCCGACCUUAUCACGCAGCUCAAUUGGCUCACUCCAUCCAUAAACACUGAGGAGAAGAUGAGCUGUUUUCCGCCGCUCCAGCUGAAAGACCCUCUGGCGCUGUGGAUCUACACGAACUUCCAGAACGCGACGCUUUGUGCUCGGUUGCAGUUGUUCGUCGCUGAUUUGGAGCUGUUGACAUCGUUCUAUGGUGACGAGGCGUUCCUAAACAACGACAGAUAUGCAACAGCACUUUUUAUCUGUCUGUCAGCGAUUGAGCUGAAUCAAUCCAGUCUGACAAGUCAAAUUGACGGGUCUUUGUACGCGACCCACAAUUUAGUCAUUCCCAAACACAAGCGCUCGAAUUCACACCCUCAUUUCUCAAUUUCGCCGACGAAAGCUUCGCAGAUAUCACUAUCACGAGUGGACUCCAUCGACAGCUCAACAGAACCGACGCAGCCCAGGAAACCACUCAAUGUUCAGUAUCGACUGCGGGAGUGGAAAAGUUUGCCAAACAUUCGCACGUCAGUGCCGUACAAAAGAACGCGAAGCAAAACAUUUUCGCAAGCUACGUGCAGUCACGACUAUGCCUCCAGGGAUGUGAAUGUUCCGUCAUUUCCAUUGACCCCGAUUCAAAGUGUCCCCAGUUGUUCGUACCAGACGCCUUCGCAGAGAAACUUGACCGCGCCCAGCACAAGUAAAGGACUCACAACUGAAGAGCUAGUGCCCAUCAACCUAGUGAAAUGCGACGAUAUUAAAAUUUACUUCGAUCAAGGCCACGAUCAUGACAGAAAAGCGUCUCCCGAUGAACGACCGGACCUCAUCGAGUACGACUCUCCGCCGAAACCACUGGGUCCAAUCCACUUCCUCUCUUGCAUCUCCACCAAUUUAUUCUCACUCACUGAUACCCUCCCGAAGGACGCUACGGCUUCGGCCUCCUCCAGCUUCUCCAAUUCAAACGACUUUAUGAGCGUUUUCCUCCCUCAAGAAGGGAAGAAACUGAAACGGUUCUCCCAUUCGCUAUUCGAGGACCGCGACGACAAUCUCCACAGUAUUUUAGAUAAGCGUCUGCCAGCGAAUGGCCAGAAUUUGUCGCAGUUCCUGCACUCGGUGCAGUUCUCGCACAACAAUACGGACCUUGAGCGAGAGAAUGCCCAUUUCAGCAUGUCAGAGGCGAUGAUUUGCUUGCUGGAAAAGAUGAAGUGCUCAAAAGUUGAACGGAAGAAGCAGCCAAUUAAGCGAUCGGAUCCACAGAAGUGCACGCGGAGCAGGGCGGCAGGUGGCAGUAAUUGUGCUCACGAAACUAUGGGAAGUUCUAGCAAAAAAUUGCUUCUAGGCCAAUCUAGCGUCGGACGCAGCGUGUCAUCUUUUUCGGAAAUGGAGGAUUCGCAAGAGGAUUCUGAUAUGCUUACCGAUGGCAGUAUUGAUGGCCACAGUGAUGAUCUCACGAAGGAUGUGACCCAAACGAAUCAGUCUAGCAACGAUCACACCGCUUAUGCCGAAUGGGGCGGCGAGAAUACUUUGGAGGCUCUUUCGGCCGAAGGCGUGGCUCUUUCUCUCAUUUCUAGAUUUAGCGACUAUCAGUUACCACGUGCUUCCGACAUAACAUGGCUGGUCUCUCAUAAGGACGCUCCACAAGACCUACUUCCACUUCCCAGAGGAAGUCCUUCUACUGACCCGGAUGAGACCUAUGUUCCUCCGGUUAUCAGAGGGACACGCGAUUGGGCUCCACCUCGUCAGCAGAUAAUUUUCACCGAUCAUCCUAAUCCGAAUCGGAAACAGGUGCUGCAACAGCAGAACAACCGAUGCACCGGGUGCGGGAUGCGGGUCUACCGCGCGUAUGUGAAUCGCUUCCGCUAUUGCACGUAUUUAGGGAAGUAUCACUGCACAGGAUGUCACCGCAACCAAAUGUCCAUAAUCCCCGCUAAAGUAUUGGAAAAAUGGGAUUUCUGCUAUUAUCCCGUUAGUGUCUUCGCUUACAGACUUCUAGAGCAAAUCUGGACAUAUCCAUUGUUUUAUGUGCCCGAUUUGAACCCUUCCCUCUACGUGAAAAUCAGGAAUUUGAGUAUUAGCAGACUGAAGCGCGUCCAAUUGAAAUAUAUCCAGGACUUCAUUAUUACGUGCCGAUUCGCCGUUGAAGAAAAGAAAUUAUUUGACAAUAUUGCGGCUUAUGUAACGUUAGAACCGGAUAAGUGGUCCAUGUUUGACUUCGUUGCUGUGAAGGACGGAUCGUUUCCUAAGACUGUGACAAGUUUUAUAUUGAAAUGUGAAGAACAUAUUUUUAAUUGUGAGCUUUGCACUGCCCGCGGUUUCAUAUGCGAAAUCUGUCCAAAAAAGCAAGUGAUAUUUCCAUGGCAAGCGAAAGUGAAACGUUGUGAUAACUGUGGAACUUGUUUUCAUCAAAAGUGCUGGGAAAAUGUUGCAGAUUGUAUGAAGUGCCAAAGACUGAGAUCACGGAAACAGAAAUUUAGUUGAAACUAUUUUCCCUGAGUAUAUUAUAACAUUAUAAAAGAAAAACAACCAACUGAAAUAUGUUCCACAAAAGACAAACAUUUCAAUUAAGACCCGUUUUCCGUCGAAAAAUUUGCAUAAACCUCAUCAUUUGAGUUCAAGUAUUUUUACGUGUGCGUGGAAUAGAUAUCAGUUGCUAUUGCCGGUAGUAAUUACUGAUAUGUAUACAUAGACAUUGUGAUAUUUUAAAUGUUAGGUCGAUAGAAUAUUUUGUAUAUUUAUUGUUGAGGAUGAAAUUGUUAUGAACUUUUGGUGUAGUAUUAUGCAGAGUGGACAAAUAUGACACAAACAAUUUUAAA
Molecule: messenger RNA, 3143 nt
Organism: Hermetia illucens (black soldier fly)
Lineage: Eukaryota; Metazoa; Arthropoda; Insecta; Diptera; Stratiomyidae
Gene: Rubicon
Product: run domain Beclin-1-interacting and cysteine-rich domain-containing protein
Exons: 9
Coding region: 133-2808 (891 amino acids)
Cellular component (GO): intracellular membrane-bounded organelle
Molecular function (GO): phosphatidylinositol phosphate binding
Source: RefSeq, a predicted model, not a curated record